AAUAUUAAUUUUGCGUAUGGUAAUUGUUUUGAAGUACUUACACAACCUCCAUACUGUUUGCAUUUUGACAGAUGAAGUCCAACCGGGAUGGCAUCACUCUGUCAAAAAUAUUUUUUUUAAUAGGAAACCCGGAGUAUCACUGUGUGGGGUGCAUUUCUGUGGCUGUUAGAAAUAGAGAACGUCAUUAUUUCUCAGUAAAGCUGCUAUUAAAUUCAAGUGGCUAAUAAAUGUGGUAAUUAUUGCGAAAAACUUUGUAUUAUUAUAUGUUUUACCCGUAAAACCUUAGCCGUUUCCAUGUGGUCUCUAAAUAGUCCACUGGAAAUCAAUUGCGCACAGGCAACUGAAUGUAAGGAGCUCAGAGGAGGCCAAAAAGAAUGCCUAAAUCGGACACGGAAGGUCUGUCAACAUCUAUGAUACACUCAGGAGGCGAGUCACACUCGCUGAUGGUAAAAACGCGCACGAGAUUUUAUGAGCAUCACCCGGCUUACGAAGAACUGUACAAAAGCACCAUGAGCCUACUCAAGGUGGUAAAUGAAGGGACUCACGAUGAAGGUGGAUCAGCUCCUCUUCUACCGCCUAUCGUAAGAAAUAAUAACACCACUAGUUUAAACAAUAAUACGAGUGAAGAAGAAGCUAAGGAUGCAUCUGGGGCUCUUGAGCUUAUUACCAAGGGUGAGGAGAAAGCGCUAUUGGCAAACCCCAUUACGACUGUAGCGAAUCCACAGGAUGUUCUCAUGGCGUAUCACCAUAAGCUUACACCCUAUGAGCGCAAUGAGAUACUCAACUAUAAGCAGAUCUAUUUUAUUGGCGCCACUGCGAUGAAGCGACCUGGUGUAGGUGGUGCGAACAAUUCUGACUAUGACAACGAUCAAGGAUCCUACAUUCACAUACCACACGAUCAUGUCGCUUAUCGUUAUGAAGUACUUAAAAUCAUCGGGAAGGGCAGUUUUGGACAGGUAGUAAAGGCAUACGAUCAUAAAACACAUCAACAUGUAGCACUAAAAAUGGUGCGAAAUGAAAAACGCUUCCACAAGCAGGCGCAAGAGGAGAUACGUAUUCUCUAUCAUUUGCGCAAGCAGGACAAAGAAAAUACACUCAAUAUCAUUCAUGUAUAUGAUUAUUUUACAUUUAGAAAUCAUAUGUGCAUAACAUUCGAAUUGUUAUAUAUUAAUCUGUAUGAGUUGAUUAAGAAAAACAAGUUUCAAGGCUUCUCAUUGCAACUUGUACGAAAGUUUGCACACUCGUUGCUCAUCUGCCUGAACGCACUCUAUGACAACGGUAUUAUCCAUUGCGAUCUGAAGCCAGAGAAUAUUCUACUCAAACAACAAGGAAGAUCUGGAAUUAAGGUAAUUGAUUUUGGAUCGUCGUGUUAUGAAGAACAGCGUGUUUAUACGUAUAUUCAAAGCCGCUUCUAUCGUGCCCCUGAAGUGAUUAUGGGUUUACGAUAUACAACUGCAAUUGAUAUGUGGUCUCUGGGUUGUAUUCUUGUGGAAUUGUAUACAGGUAGUGCUCUGUUUGCGGGAGAGGAUGAAUUCGACCAGCUGUCAUGUAUCAUGGAGAUGCUGGGUAUGCCUCCUGAGAAAAUGUGGGAACAGUCAAAAAAGCGUUCUACAUAUAUAACGUCCAAAGGAUACCCAAGAUAUUGCCGGUUGUCCACAAAUCCAGAUGGGACCACUAAGAUGAUACCUGGAAAAACGCCACGUGGAAAGUUUAGGUGCUUGCCGGAGUCUCGCAGUCUUAAGUCGGCACUCAAGGGAUGUGAUGAUCCUUUAUUCAUUAACUUCAUUCGAUGUUGCCUGGAGUACGAUCCUAUACAAAGAAUGAAACCGUGGGCAGCACUCCGACACAGCUGGUUCCGAAGGCGCUUACCACGGCCACCUGAUCCCGAUAUGGUUGCUUCCGCCUCCACCCUCGUUUCUGCCAGCAUGCAAGAAGCACAACCAGCUGUAUACAAGAAGUUCGCGAGCAAACAAUCACCAAGUGGCUCCACACUCUCACAUACGGAGGCAGAAGGGACAAUGUAAGUGCGAAACUCUAAAAUCAACGCAAGUUUCGCAAAAGAAUUAUCACCAUUGACUGAGCAGUAUAUUUAAAUGGUAAUCCCAGAGUUAAACAUUCAAUUCGUGGAUGUACGAAGGAAUGUGGCUACAACACUCAGAUCUCAAAGUAAUAUUGUGUGUGACAUUGUAUGAAUAUAAGUUUUAAAGAAGUUCCGGAUUUUUUUGGAAAUUUGUGUAUACAUUGUGCGACUGUGGAAUUAUAUUUAGUUUUAGAAUACAAAGUUAGUGAAGAAGAUGGUUAACAUUUUCAUCAUUUGUUGCGUAACUAUGCUAUAACGAACGUAUGAGGAAGAUGGAGUAGUAUAAUGCAUACUCUGUGACAACUGAAUUGUUAUUGUUAGAAAAUUAGGUUAUAAAACGCAAAGAACUAUGAGGCGAGCGCUCCAUUGUGGAAAAAGAACCACCAUGAUUAUUGGUUCUUACGGUGUCUACACCGUCAACUCGUCAAUUACCCCCUGGCAACAAUAAACGCAUUAAUACAAUAUGACAAAA
This is a messenger RNA of Phlebotomus argentipes, 2552 nucleotides long. It is a transcript of the gene Dyrk3, whose product is annotated as putative dual specificity tyrosine-phosphorylation-regulated kinase 3 homolog. The transcript has 7 exons. The coding region runs from base 375 to 2024 and encodes 549 amino acids. Gene Ontology annotation, cellular component: nucleus. Gene Ontology annotation, biological process: peptidyl-serine phosphorylation; peptidyl-threonine phosphorylation. The record is from RefSeq and is a predicted model, not a curated record. Gene Ontology annotation, molecular function: protein serine/threonine kinase activity; ATP binding; protein serine/threonine/tyrosine kinase activity. NCBI's taxonomy places the organism in Eukaryota, Metazoa, Arthropoda, Insecta, Diptera, Psychodidae.